CGCUCAGCCAAAAAUGUUAAAAGUGUCACACUGAGAAAACCUUGCAAACUAUUUUGGGCCUUACGAAGAAGAGUAGUUUGUAUAAAAAAGUAUUUUGAGCAUACGUAAGCUUACAAAGAAAAUACUUCGUAAUUUACGAACUAUUUCUUCGUAUAACAAAGUAUUUUCGUUUGUUAUACGUAUGCUCAAAAUACUUCGUAAGGUUUUAAGAGUGCACUAGAUGCCCUACCCUCCUUUUCAAUUAACUUUUGAAAAUUUAUUAAACGUGGGUGUCAAUGCAUUCUUCGCACUUGGGCGGGAGAAACAUCGCACUGUUAGAAUUCGUCAAGUAUAGUCAUCAUGCAUUAUACUGUAAACAUUCCAUACCGAUGUCUAGUCAGCGAUUAAUAAUUCCUGGACCUCAGUUAGGCAGGGCGUUCCGAACGCAACAUUUCCCAACCGCAAGCUGUGCACAGCACUUCAGUGACAAAGCAAAUCUGACCGAAUCUCUUACCGCUUUCAGGUGUGUCUGGCGAUGAUGUUCGCAGUGAUGGUGCAGAUCGUUGCAUCGUCUUCCGUUCUGUUACGGACGGACAGCGUCGAAACGUCCCGCGACGACCUCCCCUCUACCACAGAACCAGCAGUGACGAAUGUCGGGGUGGAAUACACUACCCCCAUGCAGGAUGCAGUGGCCCCUCAAGACUCCCUUGAUGCUGAAUCGGAAGACUUCGAAGACGAGACAUAUCUGAUUAAGUUCGAAUCCGCGGCCCUGGACGGCCCCGACGCGGCCCCGCUGCCCCGCUGGGAGGCCCAGAGGCUGCACGGCGAGGCGCCCGGCCGCGUGCGCAGGGACUCCAUCGUGGUGCGGCCGCUGGAGGUGACCCGCAGCCGCGGCUCGCUCACCUCGAGGCAGAGGGACGCGAAGAAGAAGCGCGGCCGGGAGCAGCGGCCCGGCGCGGCGCAGUGAGGGCGAGGGGGGACGCACGCCAGCCUUCGCCGACCAGCAGAACUGGAGCAGCUUCCGUUAACACAGGAAUGCCUCCUCAGCGCAAGAACAAGCCUAGCAGGACCGAAGCAGAACAACCCGACCACCUGUAACCAGAAGUGUACCUCAAUCAUCAAGACUCACCCCGGAAGGCAAUCACAUUAUUGUUUCUUUUAGCAGAGGGCAAUCACAUUAUUGUUUCUUUUAGCAUAUUGUAGGGCAAUCACAUUAUUGUUUCUUUUAGCAUGUUGUAGGGCUAUCACAUUAUUGUUUCUUUUAGCAUAUUGUAGGGCAAUCACAUUAUUGUUUCUUUUAGCAUAUUGUAGGGCAAUCACAUUUUUUGUUUCUUUUGGCAUAUUGUAGGGCAAUCACGUUAUUGUUUCUUUUAGCAUAAUGUAGGGCAAUCACUUUUUUGUUUCUUUUAGCAUAUUGUUAUUUUUUAAGAAAUAGUUUAAGUUUUUACUUUUAUACAUUGAUACUAGAAUAAACACAUAGUAAGCAGCA
Thrips palmi is the source of this 1468-nucleotide messenger RNA. RefSeq lists its product as uncharacterized. The coding region runs from base 515 to 946 and encodes 143 amino acids. The record is from RefSeq and is a predicted model, not a curated record. Lineage: Eukaryota; Metazoa; Arthropoda; Insecta; Thysanoptera; Thripidae. The transcript has 5 exons.